Messenger RNA from Colletotrichum chrysophilum, 1890 nucleotides. RefSeq lists its product as uncharacterized. The coding region runs from base 1 to 1890 and encodes 629 amino acids. The record is from RefSeq and is a predicted model, not a curated record. Gene Ontology annotation, molecular function: monooxygenase activity; flavin adenine dinucleotide binding. The transcript is spliced from 3 exons. Lineage: Eukaryota; Fungi; Ascomycota; Sordariomycetes; Glomerellales; Glomerellaceae.
AUGGCUGGAGCAUUUCCUCACAAUGAUCGGAUCGAGCCCGGCUCGGUAAACCUUCCUGCCCGCCCGUAUCCCCCAUCAGUUCGCUCGACAUCGGUUGAUGCGGGGAAAGUGGCGGCGGACACCAUCAACGCCUUCAGCGCCGCGCUGCGAUCUAAGAACUACAAAGCUCUCGCAGACCUGUUUGUCUCAGACGGCUACUGGCGCGACCACCUCUGCUUAUCCUGGGACCUGCGCACUCUCAAGGGGAGGGAAAAGACCCAAAAGCUGUUGAGCGACCGUUGUCGUCUUACCGAGGUCGCCGUCGACACAUCUACCGAAUACCGAGCUCCCCACCUGGCUGCCCUCGACGCUCACGGCAAGGUACAAUGUCUGCAGUUCUUCAUCAAUGUGAACACCCAAGUAGGCCCUGGCCAGGGUGUCGUUCGUAUGAUCGAGUCUGAUGGCAAGUGGGAAAUUCUCAGCUUCUUCACCGCCCUCAGAGAGAUCAAGGGUCAUGAAGAGCCUCUCCGACACCGCCGUGAGAAGGGCGUUGAGCAUGUUGGUAUCCGAGACGGAAAGAACUGGAAGGAAAAGCGAGAAGACACGGUCAACUACACCGACACUGAGCCUACGGUUGUCAUCAUUGGCGGAGGUCAAGCUGGAUUGACUGUUGCUGCUCGGUUGAAGAUGCUCAAUGUGAAUGCAUUGGUAGUUGAUAAGCACGGUCGGGUUGGCGAUAGCUGGCGCAAGAGAUACCAUCAGCUCGUUCUCCACGACCCCGUCUGGUACGACCACCUACCAUACAUCAGCUUUCCAGCAAACUGGCCCAUCUUCACUCCGAAAGAUAAGAUCGCCGAGUUCUUUGAGUCCUAUGCCAAUCUCCUCGAAUUGAACGUGUGGACCUCAACGACAAUGACCAAGUCAUCCUGGGAUGAUUCCAAGAGGCAGUGGACUCUGACCCUCGACCGCCAAAAGGCAGAUGGCACGAAAGAGACUCGAGUCCUGCACCCAAGACAUGUCAUCCAGGCAACGGGCCACUCUGGGAAGAUGUUCUUCCCCGACAUCAAGGGGAUGGGCAACUUCAAAGGCGACCGGUUGUGCCACAGCUCCGAGUUCUCCGGCGCGAAGCCCAACUCCAAGGGCAAGAAGGCUGUGGUUGUCGGAUCAUGCAACUCAGGCCAUGAUAUCGCCCAGGACUUCUACGAGAAUGGCUACGACGUGACGAUGGUGCAGCGCAGCUCGACCUGUGUCGUCUCUUCAGCCUCCAUCACAGAAAUCGGCCUCAAGGGCCUCUACGACGAAGACUCACCACCAGUUGACGACGCAGACCUAUGGCUGUGGAGCUUACCAGCCGAACUAUUCAAGUCUCUCCAGAUCGGAACGACAGAGCUGCAAAACGCCAACGACGCCAAGCUUCUCCAAGGCCUGCAGAAGGUCGGCUUCCAGCUCGACAUGGGCCCCGGCGGCGGGGGCUUCUUCGUGAAGUACUUCCAGCGGGGCGGUGGGUAUUACAUUGACGUCGGAUGCAGCCAGCUCAUCAUCGACGGCGAGAUCAAGAUCAAGCAAGGGCAGGAGAUCACAGAGAUUCUGCCUCGCGGGCUGCGGUUCGCCGACGGCUCCGAGCUCGAGGCGGACGAGAUCAUCUUCGCGACCGGGUAUCAGAACAUGAGGACCGAGGCGCGCAACAUCUUUGGCGACGAGGUCGCCGACAGGAUCGGUGACGUCUGGGGCUUCGACGAGGAGGGCGAGUUCAGGACCAUGUGGCGGCGGAGCGGGCACCCCGGAUUCUGGUUCAUGGGGGGCAAUCUCGCCAUCUGCCGGUACUUCUCUAAGAUUUUGGCAUUGCAGAUCAAGGCCGUUGAAGAAGGCAUCGACCAGGCUGGGCAGCCCGACCCCUCGCCCAGGCUUUAG